AAACUUCACAAAUAUUGGAUAUGCAAGCAUAAUGAUUAAAACCUCGUGUUCAAGAAGGUAUAAGCCCUAAGAAUUGAGUAAGCUGUAAUCUCCUCGGCUACUUACCUGAUUGGAACAUGGAGUGUAUAUUUUUAAUUUUAAACUUUGUAGCUGGGAGGGGAAGUAGUAGCCGGGGGAUUCGUAGCUGGGGAAGGGCUGGUUGUGGUUGGUAAGCCAUAUUGAGUGCGGAAAUUUUUAGAAAACCACUUUGGCAAGGUUUUAUCAGAAUUUAUAAUUUCAUACCAGAAAUUUGUAAGUUCACCACCCCUUAGUGUAGAAAUUAUCAGCUAACAAUUGUACAGGUAUUCAGCCCUCUAGCCGAUAGAAUACUGACGCCAACAAUGAUAUUUUGAUGGAGCUAAUCGUUCUGAUUUGAACUUGCCUUUUCAUUUUCAUACUCUUUCCACAUUCAGUUCAAAUUUUAGCAUUAAUUUUCGUUAGAUAAUAUGCACCAACUAAAAACACUAGGUUAUAGUUCGUAUAAGGUGCUCUUAGUAAAGUGGCUUGUUAAAGUCUUUUAGGUCCUCAGUCAAAGCCAUUCUCUUUUAAUGCUUUCACUAGUUUACUUUAAGUCAGCCUUCAGAAAUUGAUCUCAACCUGUUUAAAAUUCUUGUGAUAAUAAUUCAGUUCUCUUUUAUGGCCUAUUUUGAGCAUAGAGAUGAUUUGAGGGUUGCCAAGAAACAAUGUCAGGUGUGAAUGUUAUUACUUACUAAGUCUCGUUUUCAUGUUACCUCUGAGUCACCAGAAUUUUAUUACGAAACAAGAUGGACGACUGACAGAAAAUUAAUGUUUCAAGGAUGUGUAAACUUUGUUAUCAUCGUUUAAUGUUUCUCACGAGACAUAUCAUCAUUAUAAAGAAACCUAAAUUGUGCAAGUUGAAAUUUUUGAAUAGAAUAUGAACAUGGAGGCUGAAGACUUCAUUCGUUUCAAGGAAGAUGAGCGGACAAGAAGGGCGAAGAAUUCUUCCUGUCUUUCAAAUCCAGUAGUGACCGUUACAGUUUCGUGUAUUUUGUCAACAGCGAUUGGUUUUUUGAUUGCAAGCAUGUCUCAUAAAGUUGACUUGAACUCAUUUAUGAAUAUUGCUCAAACUAAAUACAAUGGCCUCUUUGGUUACGAAAAGAAAUCUAGUUUUAAAAAUGCAUUAAUUGUUUCGCUCUUGGAUCAGCCCCACCACCACAGCGAAGGAUUGGCUCAGAAAAAGAAUUUCAAUAUUAUAAUCGCAUCAACUUCACUGGAAAAACGAGAAACUGGGGUUGGAACCACUGCUGUUCCAUUGCACCCUGAGGCCAAUGCAGCAUUGAAACUAGCAGCACAGAUGAAAGCUCAAGGAAGAAAAGAAAAGGCUCGCAAGUUGUUGAAGCAGUGCAAAUCACUAAGUCCGCAUCACCCAGAUGUUCUCAAUGACUAUGGGGAAGCUGUGGAGGAUGAUGAUGUUGUCGAUGCGGAGCAUCAUUAUGCCCUUGCGUUAGUAUUUAAUCCAGGACAUGUAAAAGCAAUGAAAAAUAGAAUAAGGACGUUGCCUCUUGUGAAGCAGCGAGAUAUGGACAUGCUGAGCAGAAUCGAAGUAAAACGAGAAGCGCUGAUGCAGAUUCCCGAGGGAAACGCUGCGUUACAACGGGCGAAAAUGGAGGCGUAUUACAAGCAUAUCUAUCAUUCUAAUGCAAUUGAAGGUAACACUAUGACGUUAUCGAUGACAAGGGCUAUUGUUGAGAGUGGGAUCGCGAUUGGUGGAAAGAGUGUUAUGGAACAUAAUGAGGUCAUCGGGCUUGAUGCUGCGUUGAAAUACAUGAACACAACUUUGUUACCCCGGGUGGGGAAUAUUGGUGUCAAGGACAUUAUUGAACUGCAUCGUAGAGUUUUGGGACAUGUUGAUCCCCUCGAAGCUGGAAUUUUUCGGAAAACACAAGUUUAUGUUGGUGAUCACGUUCCACCACAUCCUUCUGAUGUUGACAGACUAAUGCAAGAUUUCGAUAACUGGUUGUACUCAAGGGAGGCUGGCCUCCUUCACCCUAUCGAGCUUGCCAGUCUUGCUCAUUAUAAAUUGGUCCAUAUCCACCCAUUCACGGAUGGAAAUGGUAGAACUUCCCGAUUACUAAUGAAUUUAUUUCUAAUGCAGGCUGGGUACCCUCCAGUCAUAGUUCGUAAAGAACAGCGAUUUGACUAUUAUGACUACUUACAGCAAGGGAAUCUUGGUGAUAUCAGGCCUUUUAUAAGAUUUGUUGCACGCUGCACUGAACACACUUUAGAUGAAUUUUUAUCCGCAGUUACAAUAUAUCCAGCAAAAUCGAGAUAUCGCCGCAUUGUUGAUAACCACAAACCCGCAGAUAUGGACACUCUCAGGUCCUACAAACAGGAAAACGGUGAAGAAGAUAGUGAAAAUGGGGUCUGCAUCAACCCAGCGCAACAUAGACAAUGCUUAUAUACUAAUCUGCAGCAAUGUCGUAUAAAAGCUUAAUAGCUGCUUUAUUUAUAUAUUUGAAUGCUUUGGCUAACUUAAUAUUUUAUAUGCUUAUAUGAUGUCUUUCUGAAGUGA
Molecule: messenger RNA, 2572 nt
Organism: Rhopilema esculentum
Lineage: Eukaryota; Metazoa; Cnidaria; Scyphozoa; Rhizostomeae; Rhizostomatidae
Product: protein adenylyltransferase Fic
Molecular function (GO): protein binding
Source: RefSeq, a predicted model, not a curated record